AUGAAGGUGAGACGGAAUCCGCUGCCUCGCCGGUUGGUGGAUGCAUUAUGUUACCUUGUCAUCGGGGUGUUUUUACCCAUUGUCUUCAUAUUCGAGAUCAUUGUUGUGCUGCCGGCAAUACAUGAACCGGGAACUUUUCUACACACCUUUACUUUUUUGAUGGCGAUGUUUCUGUUAUUCAACAUAAAGGCAAACAUGAUAGCGUGCAUGGUGAUUGACACAAGCGUUGAUCAUGACCGCACUGCAGUACCGCCAGAUGGCGCAUUGGAGCGCCUCGAGUGGCGACAUUGCCCAACCUGCGAUCGAUUAGCACCUCCGAGAUCAUGGCAUUGCAAAGUGUGUGGAGUUUGUAUUUUAAAACGUGAUCACCACUGUCUCUUCACGGGCUGUUGCAUUGGUCAACAUAAUCAUCGGUAUUUCAUGUGUUUCACAUUCUACCUCUUUAUCGGAUCGGUCUACGCCCUCGUCUAUAAUUCCUACUAUAUGUGGGUCCUCAACGCAGCCAUCUAUAGUACAUGGUUAACGGCUUUCAAGCUGAUUUGUCCCUUGUUCAUGUUGAUCAUAGGCAACUUCUGGCCAAAUGUCCAGCUAUUGUUCUAUAGUCUCAACAUUCUAGCCCUGCUAUAUUCGAUCAUAAUAUUGAUCUAUCAUGUGCCCAUUGUUAUGCGUGGUGAGGUCUGUGCGGAGAGCGGGAAACAGCACAAGUAUAAUAAUGGACUAUUCCUGAAUCUGAGAAGUGUCUUUGGCAAUCGAAUGCAUUUGGUUUGGCUCUCUCCUUUAGUCAAAAGCGAACUUCCCGAUGAUGGUUACAGCUGGAGCACACAAGUUAAAAAGUCAAGUUAAUGUUAAUUUUAUAAAAGAGUGAUCUUAUUUAUUUAUUCAAAAUGUAAAACUUCUAGUAUUUUAUGCUAAUCAUAAAUAGCCAAGCAUGACUGCAAUCCCAUAUUAUAUACAAAUUAAGCAA
Drosophila innubila is the source of this 964-nucleotide messenger RNA. RefSeq names its product probable palmitoyltransferase ZDHHC24. The transcript has 2 exons. Gene Ontology annotation, molecular function: protein-cysteine S-palmitoyltransferase activity. Gene Ontology annotation, biological process: protein targeting to membrane; peptidyl-L-cysteine S-palmitoylation. Gene Ontology annotation, cellular component: Golgi apparatus; endoplasmic reticulum. Bases 1 to 843 code for a protein of 280 amino acids. NCBI's taxonomy places the organism in Eukaryota, Metazoa, Arthropoda, Insecta, Diptera, Drosophilidae. The record is from RefSeq and is a predicted model, not a curated record.